Messenger RNA from Adineta steineri, 2177 nucleotides. NCBI's taxonomy places the organism in Eukaryota, Metazoa, Rotifera, Eurotatoria, Adinetida, Adinetidae. The record is from the annotation of a GenBank genome assembly.
AUGAAUUUCAUAGCUGGUCUUCGAACUAUCAAAGAAUAUCUUAGUAGCUUGAAUCUUUUCGAAAGUUCAGCUGGUCUAACUAAUCCACAUCGUUUGCGUACUGAAAUUAUAUCAACUCGAAUAUAUAUUGUUCUUGCAACUAUUGCUGUAUUUAUACUCGUUUUGUUUACUGCUUUGGAAGACACAACGCAAAGCAUUACUAUUCGAAAUCCAUCUCAAGAUACUUUUGAUCAAUUCUAUUCCGAAUAUUCAACAACACUUCAGUGUUCAUGUAGUCAAGUAGAAAUACCAUACAAAACUUUAAUUAAUAUAUCAUACAAGUUACAUCCUGUAUGUUCAAGUGUAUUCAUCUCCGAUUCUUGGAUCAGUCUUCUAUUUAGUUCUGAUAUGGGGUAUUACUAUCCCAUAGAUUUUCGUUCAUCUGGUAAUGGUCAAUUUCAACUUCUUGCUUCACUCUGUUUAUUUGCCAAACAAACGUUAAAUAAUGCAAUUGAUGAUUUUCUUUCUGAUUUUCUCUUGAGUCCACUGACUCUUUCAUCAACAUCAUUCAAAAAUCAAAGUGAAGCAAGUGCCGAAUUUUUGAAAACCUCAACAAUCUAUACAUUUCGUCGUCUUCUAAAUCUGGUGCGUGAUACAAGUCUAAUGAAUGGUUUACAACCAGCAAUGCAAACAUCAUCGAUGGAAUUAUUAGAGUAUUUUUCCAAUGGCACGCUGUCUCCAUUUCCAUAUCAAACGAUUUGGUAUGGUGAUUAUGAAAGAAAAUGUUUUUGUGGUAUUACUUCAGACUGUUAUGAACAAGCUGCCUUUUUUGAUUUAUAUGCUUAUGAAACACAUGGAGUUUUUAAACAAUUAGAUUCUCUCGAAAAUGUAACCGGAUUUCUAGUUGGAUGUUAUGCUUUUGAUGCACUUCUUCAAUCAUCACUUAUUUGUUUCUUCGAUUCUAUAUGUCUAAGUAAUAUCUUAGCAUAUUUUCCAACAAUUAAUAUUACUAGUGAUAAUAUUCUUAAUAUUAAUCAGACACAGUUUGAACCCAAUACGACCAUUGAAAAACUGGCCGAUAACCUAUUUGUUGAAGAUUGGUCAAUAGAAACUUUAUUUAGUGCCUAUUAUACUAAAUGCGCUCCAAUUCUUUGUAUCUAUACAUUUACAGAACGCAACAGCUUUCUACAAGUUUUAACAACUUUAUUGGGUGUUUAUGGUGGACUUACCGUUGCGUUACGUAUGUGUAUUCCAUAUGCUGUUCGUUUCUGGUGUAAUCGCAAGGUUGCGAAUCGAAAUGAACUUACUAUAUUGCAGCGUCUUCGAAAUGCACAGAAUACGAUGAAGAAUAAAAUAAUUGAAUUGAAUCUAUUCAAAACAGCUACAGCACGUACUAAUCCUUUUGAACUAAAGACUACAAAAAUUAUUACUUAUGUCUAUCUGAUUACAAUGCUACUUGCUCUAAGUAUUGUAACCAUUUAUUUAUUGGCAUCAACUCAAGUCCGUACUGAAACUAUACAAAAUCCAUCUCAAAUGAUUUUUGGAAAUUUAAAUGAGAAAUAUAUGAGUACACUACAAUGUCCAUGUAGUUCCAUUGCUAAUUCUUAUGAAUUAUUUACUUCAUUAUCACCUACCUUUCAUCCUAUAUGUUCAAGUUUAUUUUUAUCUGCUGAUUGGAUUGUUUCUAUAUCGGAUAUGAAUAUACUGUAUGCAGCAUAUGAUCCAUUAGAUUUUCGAGUAGCUGGUCCAGUCUUUUUCAACGCUAUGCACACAUUAUGUUCUCUUUCAAACAUAACUAUUUAUGAUACUUGGUACGAAUUUAAUCAAUCACUAUUAAUUACUAAUUUAGUAGUAACGGAAUCAGAAUUUGAGACUCGAACAAAUGUGACAAUUGAACAAUUUCAAGAAAAUACAUUAAAUGAAUUUAAACGUAUUCUCUCACUUGUUGAUUUACAUACAAAAACUAUGUAUAAUAUGGGAUAUGAAAGUGUUGAGCUUUAUACAGAUCAAUUAGCUACUAGUAUAACACAAGUUGAUUUUCGUUGGGAGCCAGUAGAAACAGAUACAUGUUCAUGCAGUCCUAAUGGUCAAUGUACUGAUGUAAUGAGUUUCUUUUAUUAUACUGGUCUUGAUAAUACCUCACCAUACUAUCUAAACUUUACAAUAUCUGAUCUACAAGUUGGUUGUUACGUAUUACC